UCAACAAUUUUACGUAAGAACGUAGUUAUUUACGUAGGUAUUUUGUCAUAUUGCCUUAAGAAUAUAGAAGCACCCUCAUAAACAUGUAAUAUGUUGAAUAAAAAAUGAAUUGAAAUACUUGCGCCUAUUAUAACUCACUAUAGCGAACGGAUCAUCGGUUAUUGGCAUCAGUUAGAAUCAUUAUUUCAACAAUGGCAAGCGAGCGGUGGAAGGACGAUAUCGCAUAUGCGAUGACUCCUAUCAAAUUGAUUACUUGGCCCAUUGGCGUUUGGCCGCUGCAAGUCUAUAACUUUUAUUCGAUAUUACGCAGUAUCUUUGGUAUCUGUCUUUCGGGCAUAGUAAUGAUCUUACCUCCCAUUGAGGUAUACAUGGGCUGCACUAAUGCGGAAAAGAGUGUAGACUCUAUCAUGUUCACCUUUGCCGGAUUACUUGGUGUGCUGAAGACAAUAUGGUUCCGUAUCUAUGCAAACAAUUUAAUUAACAAUUAUAAAUCUGCUGUUAAGGAUUAUAUAGCAAUUAAGAAUGUAGAAGAACGUAUAAUUAUGCGAAAACAUGUUUUCAUGUCAAGGAUCGCUUCAUUUCCUCUGUUGUUUUGUUCUUAUUAUGCUGCAGUAGUUUUUACAUUAACAGCUCUUAUGAUGAAUCAUGAUGAAAGAAACGUAACGGAUGAAAACAUGAUGUUGGAAUAUCCAUUGCCAUCAAAAUGUACUCUGAAAUACUUUCAUGCUCCAACAAGCAUGUACAAAAUAUUUUUCAUCAUACAAUCUAUGUCACUAAUAAUAGUGUCUAAUUGCAAUAAAGGUAGCGACGCACUAUUUAUCAACAUUAUAUUACAUAUCUGUGGUCAAAUGAAAAUUCUAAGGUCUCAUUUCGCCAAUGUAGAUGCUACAAAUUCGCAAAUUUAUGAUCGUUUCAAGAAACUUAUACAGAGACAUAUUUACUUAAUAGAAAUGACAAGGAAACUUGUUGAUGUUAUGAGUUUUAUUUUAUUACUAGAACUCUUUAUUACUAGUAUAUGUUUAUGCGUAAUGGGAUUUCAGUUCAUUGUAGCAUUGAAAGAAAAGGAUGUAGUUAAAAUGGCACAAAGUUUAAUGGUGCAAAUUGUUUUUUUGGUCACUCUAUCAGUGUACAGUUUUAUCGGAAGAUAUCUAAAGUCCCAAAUGGAAGACAUAGGAUAUUCCAUUUAUCAAAUUGCUUGGUAUGAAUUUCCUAUGAAACUGACAAGGAAUCUAGUUUUCAUCUUUAUGCAAACAGAAGGUCCAGCCAUGCUUCAAGCUGGGAAUUUUAUUGUGUAUGUCAACUGCGAUGAUCUACAAUAUAAAGAAAAGAGUGAACGCGCUAUGUAUUUUCACUUUGGACAGACUGAAAUUAUAAUAUAUAACCGAAUAAAUGUUGAGAUGAAAUAAAAUGUAGUAAAUGCGUAUACAGCAAGAUGCACACAAUUUCUUGUAAUAUUUUACGCCAAAAAGGGAUGGUUGAGCGAUGGACGUCAAUUUCGAAACUUUGUCAUAUAAAUUUUUAUUCAAGGACAAUUUUACGUAAACGCGUAGUUUGUAUUUACAUUUCAUAAUGCCUUAGGAAUAUAAAAGCAGACUGAUAAACAUGUAUAUCUUUUAUGUUAAAUAAAAAAUAAAUCGAAAUAUAGUACUUGCACAUUAUGUCUAUAUAACAUCGGUUAUUUGUCUUUAGGAGCAUCGAGACAGUUUGAGAAGCACAAA
Molecule: messenger RNA, 1718 nt
Organism: Camponotus floridanus (Florida carpenter ant)
Lineage: Eukaryota; Metazoa; Arthropoda; Insecta; Hymenoptera; Formicidae
Product: odorant receptor 13a-like
Exons: 5
Coding region: 192-1406 (404 amino acids)
Biological process (GO): detection of chemical stimulus involved in sensory perception of smell; sensory perception of smell
Cellular component (GO): plasma membrane
Molecular function (GO): olfactory receptor activity; odorant binding
Source: RefSeq, a predicted model, not a curated record